Molecule: messenger RNA, 5798 nt
Organism: Diachasmimorpha longicaudata
Lineage: Eukaryota; Metazoa; Arthropoda; Insecta; Hymenoptera; Braconidae
Gene: ClC-a
Product: chloride channel protein 2
Exons: 6
Coding region: 1984-4875 (963 amino acids)
Biological process (GO): transmembrane transport; chloride transport
Cellular component (GO): plasma membrane
Molecular function (GO): voltage-gated chloride channel activity
Source: RefSeq, a predicted model, not a curated record
UUAUGUAUAGGAGAACAAAGAGGUGAUGCAAAAUAAUAAGCAAUUUGAAAUGCUGCCAGAAAUAAAACUUGUCACUUCUUCUGUGAUCUUGUGGAGUUAGUAUCACUUCAAUUUGAAUGCACGCUCCAUUGAAUGCUUAAAUGCUCGAACUGUAUUUUUGAAAAGAGCAAGUAAAUAACAAUUUAGCAAUGAUAACGAUAGUUAAUCAUAAUCGAUUGUUUCCUCAUCAAAUUAAUAAGAUCUGAUAUUUUUCAUAACCGAUGUCUCUGCUAUUUGGAGUGCAAUUGCAUCUAAUCGUUCACGUGGAAAUAGGCAAAGCAUUGUUUUCAUAUUUUUUCACUAGAGCAGACCUUGGUGAAUACCGGAUACCGGAGAGAACGUCGCGAUGACCUUGUCACGAUGCAUCAAUGCACCAAUUGUCACGCAUCAGACGAGAAAAAAAAUUGUUUCCAUUUCUUUUCUGUUCCGAGGGUCUUUCUAAUGUUAAACUUCUUCUGUAACUGAUGAUUUAAUUGCAAGAAAUAAUACGAACGAUUUCUCGAUGGUAUAUUCAUAAACAGGUUCUCCAGAGAAUUCAUUCUUUGAACAGUAUAGCUCACUGUUGUGAGAUUUAAUUGCUCCGGUAUUUAACUGCAGUGAUUAAAAUUUACAUAAUAACAGUGAAGUAAGGAAUAGCUAUUACUGGAGGAGUAAUUAGAGCUGAGCAUUAUUCCAUUUAAUUUUCUAUUCAAUCAGCAAAAAUAAUUUCAGUGUUUCUUUAUUUGUAUCGUUUUGGAAUAGAAGCUUUUAAUUUGUCUUAAUUAAUUACUCUAUACAUAUGAUAAAUUGACGUCGAAUACAAAAUAGAGCGAAAUUUUUCGUAAACGAAUCGCUUAGAUUUUUUCAUCGGGACUUCACUCUUAGGCGCAUUAUUAUAAUAUAAUCCAUGGUUAAUUAUUAUUAAACAUGGACUAGUUGAAUUUACGGUAUGCACGAAUGACUAAAAUUGGAGUGGGCAACGAGUGCCCAGUAGGACGUGGCCGACGUUGACGUCAAGAGUGCGGCAAUGACCAUACGAUGAAUUUAGCCACUGCGCUUUCAAAUAAAUCCCAUCAAUUAUAAUAACAAAACCAACAGGUAUCGAAUGUCUUAAUGAUGACGGAGUAAUUGGUUCCACUCCAAACGAAACAGCAACUUCUUCGCAAUUCGGUUCCCUAUUCAUCUAUUCGCUCCGUCAAUCAAUAUUUUUCCAAUUCAUUUUAUUCCCACAAUAAUUUGACCAUAAUUUUCCAUUGACGAUAAAGUAUUAAUAAUAUUGAUUUUAAUGUCAUAAAUAAAAAACAUUUGAAUGGAUUUUAAUGGUAAACAAUGGGACACCUCCUGCUGCAAAAUUGAUUUCAUUACAACCUCAUUUCAUCGGCCAGACACAUGAGGAAGUUUGUCUAGAUGAAGAGUACCUCAACUGGUGCCAAAAAAGCUCGAGAUGUUAUUCGGUGUCAUUGGCUGACAGUCAAACGUUGGCUGCCGUUGAGAUCACAUCUUCAGAUACUGAACUAUUUAUUCAAAUGUGAUUGAGACCCUCGGAUCAGUGAAAUAUAAUAGAACAAGAUGAGAAGAAUGUAUUGGCGUAUCAACAAGUGGAGUCUUGUUAUUACGUGUUGAAGAGCUCGAGACUAAAGUAUUCAGAAGCAUAAUUAAAAGUUGAUUAUUAAAUGACACUUUUUGUGAUGAAAUAGUUGCUCUCGCUGUAUGAGAUUAUGUUGACGAUUGUGAUAGAAACAAUAGCUUCGGGUGCAAUUGUGGCGCGAGGAAUAGUAAAGUCUAAAAAUAAUAGCUGCCUAGUCUAGCCAAAUUUCGAUGAAUUUGGGAGCUUAGGGGGCUGCUCUAGCGAGGAAGAUUCGGAUUCAUUAUUUUACGAUAAUAGAUGUGAUUGAUGAUAUCAUCGUAUUUUAGAAUAAUGAAUCUGACGGCAUCUUCAUGAGACGAAGUGGUGAAUAAGUUUCUAUGCCGGCUACUGUACUCAACAGGGCAUACUUCGUAUGUAACGAUGAAUAUCUUAUGUAUGGUCGUUACACCAAGGAUCUCAGUGAAUUCGCGAAGGAAGAGGCACGCAGAUUGAAAUCGACUGAGAAAACCAGGCGAAAGCUCGAUAAAGUCAGAGCUGAAGAGCUGAGGAAAUCACGGCGUGGUCCCCUCUGCAGAAAAGUAGUAGCAUUAGUAGCAUUCGCAUGGAAGCACACGGGGGCGAGGCUAGGGGAGGACUGGGUCUUUCUGGCCCUGUUGGGCGUCAUAAUGGCGUUCAUCAGUUAUGCCAUGGAUCGAGGGAUAUCGAUGUGUAAUAAUGCUCGAAUAUGGCUGUACCAAGACCUCAUGUCCCACCCAGCCCUGCAGUACCUAGCAUGGGUCUCCCUUCCCGUCUGCCUGAUUCUCUUCAGCGCGGGUUUCGUUCACAUCGUCGCCCCCCAGAGCAUCGGUUCGGGAAUUCCCGAGAUGAAGACGAUCCUCCGAGGUGUUGCCCUCAAAGAGUACCUGACCUUUCGCACCCUAGUUGCCAAAGUCAUCGGCUUGACAGCCACCUUGGGCUCUGGUCUACCCCUGGGGAAGGAAGGUCCCUUUGUUCACAUUGCCAGUAUCGUAGCGACUCUCCUAUCGAAAUUAGUGACGUCCUUCCAGGGAAUAUACGAGAACGAGUCGAGGAACUGCGAAAUGUUGGCAGCAGCUUGUGCAGUUGGCGUUGCAUCUUGCUUCGGUGCCCCCAUUGGAGGUGUUCUCUUCAGCAUCGAAGUAACAACAGUCUACUUCGCUGUGAGAAAUUACUGGAGGGGCUUCUUCGCAGCUGUCUGCGGUGCAACAAUGUUUCGACUGUUGGCUAUUUGGUUUCAGCGAGAGGAGACCAUCACCGCCAUGUUCGCCACCAAUUUUACCAUGGACUUUCCCUUCGAUCCUCAGGAGCUCUUCGUUUUCGCCCUCAUCGGAGUUGCCAGUGGCCUGGGGGGUGCCUUCUACGUCUGGAUCCAUCGCCAGUACGUCAUCUUCAUGAGGAAAAACAAGAGCAUGAACUCAUUUCUGCAGAAGAAUCGAUUCCUUUAUCCAGGAAUGGUCUCGCUGAUGGUCUCCUCGGUGUCCUUUCCAAUGGGCCUGGGACAAUUCAUGGCGGGAGAACUGAAUACUCAUUAUCAGGUCCAGGGACUCUUCACUAAUUUCACGUGGACAAAGCCGCACCUGAGCGUCGAGGAGAUGAGCAUCGUUCAGCACUGGUCGACACCCUAUUCCGACGUAUUCCUGGGGCUCUUUGGAUAUGUUCUAUUCACUUUUAUUUUUUCAAUUAUCAGUUCAACAGUGCCGGUACCCUCGGGAAUCUUCAUUCCGGUUUUUAAGAUUGGCGCCGCCCUGGGAAGGAUGGUAGGGGAGGCUAUGGCUCUUUGGUUUCCCAAUGGGGUGAGAUAUGGAGGGCUCAACACACCCAUCACACCAGGGGGAUAUGCAACGGUGGGGGCAGCGGCCUUCUCAGCUGGUGUCACACAUACAAUAUCCGUUAGUGUUAUAAUUUUCGAAAUGACUGGACAAAUAACUCACAUUGUUCCUAUUAUGAUAGCCGUUUUAAUAAGCAAUGCAAUAGCAGCUUUAUUACAACCAAGUAUCUACGAUAGUAUUAUUCUUAUUAAAAAGCUGCCAUACCUUCCGGAUUUGCUGCCUUCAAGCUCUGGAAUGUAUAACAUUUACGUAGAAGACUUUAUGGUACGGGAUGUCAAGUACAUUUGGCAUGGAAUAAGUUAUCAAGAACUCAAGGAUACUCUCAAGUCCAACCGCAAAUUGCGGGGAUUUCCCCUAGUCGAUAGUCCUGAAUCGAUGAUACUUCUGGGAUCGAUUCAGCGCCUAGAAUUAAUUAAGUUGAUUGAGAAGCAAAUUGGACGAGAGCGAAGACUUCAAGUAGCUCAGAAGCUCCAGAAGGAGGCGGAAGAGCGCGCCCGUGAAGAAAGAGAGCGUCAACUUCGGGAGCAAGAGCGAACCCGACGACCCUCACGUUUCGAAGUGAUUCCUGCCCCUGAUAUAUUGAAGCUCCAACGACAAAGUGUCAACGACUUGUCGUCAAUUCCUGGGAAUCAGCCGGAGCAUCACACCUACCAUACACCGAUGUUUGGCUGCCAGCCGAAGAAGUCAAUCCUCAAGAAGACCAACUCCUUCACGCUGAAGGGCUUCAGCCCUCUGGUGAGCCCCGCCAUGACGCCGUAUACGACUGUAACUGGGGCCGAGAGCAGAAUUCGAUUAGCCUUCGAGGCGAUCUUCAAGAAGUCAGCGACUCUUCAGGAUGUCGAGCCCGACCCUGAGGUGGCUAUUGUCAGUAGCACAGCUGAUGGAUCUACUGCUGGUGUUAAUCAGUCGAUGCUGCCGAGUCCCGCGACAUCGAAGAAGGUUCAACUGCCGAGGGAACGGGUCAUUGACAUGUCCGCUGAGGACCAGAAGAUUUGGGAGGAGAGCGAAAUGGCGAAGGACGUUGACUUCUCGAGGUGUCACAUCGACCCGGCGCCCUUUCAACUGGUCGAGAGGACCUCCCUCAUCAAAGUCCACAGCCUCUUCAGCAUGGUUGGCGUCAACCACGCGUAUGUCACGGCUAUUGGAAGACUUGUUGGAGUCGUGGCGUUGAAGGAGCUGAGGAAGGCUAUCGAGGACGCCAAUGCUGGCGUUCUACCGGCCCAUGCUGACACCAGUCAAUCGAUUAUUUCAGUCUCUGGUUUGGGGAAGCGACAAGGCUCGGAGGAUAUCAACGACGAGCGGAAUCAAGGGGAUUUGCAGGAAAUCAAUUCCAUUAAUAAUGACAAUGAUGAGCAUGGGAAUGAGUAUGGCGGUGACAAGGCUGAAGAUGAGGGUGAUCGGGAGAAGAAGGAGAGUGUGUAAGGGGGGCAGAUGUGUAUGUGUCAUUUUCGGAAACUUUUUUUGUCUCAGUGGCAUUUAUUGGCAUUCUAGAAAAUUUGCCAUUUUGUGCUUAUAAAAAAUGAAGAACAUUCUGGGAACUUCCCAUGAUUUGAGAAUAAUUCUGGAAAUUUUUGGAAAACUCCAGGGAUUGAUAGGUGUUUCGAAAAAAUAUGACACAAAUGGAAGAUCAUAGACGUAUAAUAUUCUCUAUCCUUGGUAAAUUUACUCAGUCCCCUUCACCACUUUAUCGUUAAUCUUCACCCAACGAAAAACUAAUUUUUAUUAUUAUUGGACGAAGUUUAACAUUAGAAUUGUUUAUUUCAAUGCAGACAUUGUGAUAGUCUUGUCCAUCGAUGAGACCUGAUUAUAAGGCUCCAAUAACGUAAUCAUAUAUAACGAUUAUCGAACAUAACGAUAGGAGCACUAUUUGUAGUACUCACUGUUGGAGAAAUUGCGCCGUCACGAUUGAGGUAUUUUAUACUGAUUUAAUUACGAAUGAAAAGUGAACGAAUCAUUCAUUCGAAAUAAUUUGUAUAUAUUUAUGUUGGACAUGUAUAUGAACAUAUCGACGUGAGCUAUUGACUUGUGUCAUGAAUACGAUUGUGCCAAUAAUAUUUCUUUGCCAUUAUGAAGGAGCAGACAUGUGGAUUACCGAACGCCGAACAAAUAAUUUAUAUAUAGUUGUAUAUCACGUUAAAUAAAAAUUUACUGUCUUUGAAUCUUUAGUCAGGAGAACGGUCUUUAGGAGACUAUUUUUACAUUCCAUCCAGGAGGAAGUAGAUAUUGAAAUGAAUAUUGUCGACUGAAACAGCUAUUGUUGAGGACACUCAUCAAUCCGCUGAAUUACACGUCAUGUAGAAUUGAAUGUUUGUAAAUAUAUGAAAAUAAUUUAUUGUACAAAAUGA